Carassius auratus (goldfish) is the source of this 2926-nucleotide messenger RNA. Its product is annotated as N-alpha-acetyltransferase 30-like. Gene Ontology annotation, cellular component: NatC complex. The transcript has 4 exons. Gene Ontology annotation, biological process: N-terminal peptidyl-methionine acetylation. Gene Ontology annotation, molecular function: protein-N-terminal amino-acid acetyltransferase activity. The record is from RefSeq and is a predicted model, not a curated record. The coding region runs from base 211 to 1320 and encodes 369 amino acids. NCBI's taxonomy places the organism in Eukaryota, Metazoa, Chordata, Actinopteri, Cypriniformes, Cyprinidae.
AUCCGCUCUGCUUAACGGCAGAUAAUAGGGCCAGUGUGGAGUGAAUUGAGUAAUGGCAGGAACAGACACGAGAUAGUCCACGAACCUUACGUUAUUCGUACAUUUAUCGGGUAACAGCAGCCGGACGGGCGUCUGUCCUCAUCGUCGUUCGCUGUGAGAGGCUGAUUCCGACCCCGUUUUUCUGUCAUCAUAGUAACUGUAUGCAGUGGAAUGGCUGAAGUGCCGCCUGGGCCUAACGCACUGCCUUCAUCCUCGAGCGAGAUCUCACCACUGUCCGUGGACGGGUGCACCUUACUGGGCCACGACGAUGAGGGACGGGACAUCAUCAGCCCCGGCGCGGGACACCAGCACGCCAGCGAUUAUAAGGCGAUCGUCAAAUCCAACCAGAACAACGUGCAUCCUAAUGCAUCAGCUGCCCAGUUCCACACAGCCCAGCUGAACGGGGUCCAGUGCCACCACACUCACCUCCAGAACCACGUCCAACAACACCGGCCGUCCGACAAUCUGAACGCCGCUUCCGAUCACCACUUGGACGGGAUCGUUGCAACACAGGGCGAUCACACGGAAAACAACAAUUUCACGAGAAAUAAACGAUGUAGUGAUAAAUCUCAGAGCCAGUCGCCGUCGAACAACGGGAUAAACUGCACUGACAGUAUGGGGAUAAUGGAGAGCAGCUUGUGUCGACUGGAGAACGAUGUAAGUAGCAGGACUGGUUCAGCGGAUCGAGCUCGAGCGGCAGCGGUAGCGCUGAUGGACGGGGCUGAGUCAGGCCUGGGCCCGCAGCGCGCUCGAGUAGAGCAGGCGGCCGCUGACAGCGCUCCGGUGGCGGGGAUGUCGAGACUAGCGCUGGAGGAGCACGACGACUCCAUCCGAUACGUGAGAUACGAGUCUGAGCUCCAGAUGCCUGAUAUCAUCCGACUCAUAACUAAAGACUUAUCUGAGCCCUACUCCAUAUACACCUAUAGGUACUUUAUUCACAACUGGCCUCAGCUCUGCUUUCUGGCGAUGGUUGAGAAGGACUGUGUCGGUGCCAUUGUGUGUAAGCUAGACAUGCAUAAGAAGAUGUUCCGUCGUGGAUACAUCGCCAUGCUCGCUGUGGACUCCAAAUUUCGCAGGAAAGGCAUCGGCACCAACCUUGUUAAAAAGGCCAUCUAUGCUAUGGUGGAGGGGGAUUGUGAUGAGGUGGUGCUAGAGACGGAAAUCACCAACAAAUCGGCCCUGAAACUCUAUGAGAAUCUGGGCUUUGUCAGGGACAAGCGGCUGUUUAGAUAUUAUUUAAACGGAGUGGAUGCACUUCGGCUCAAACUCUGGCUUCGCUAAAUCAAACUACGGGGUCCCUCAACUCUUUCUCCAUCCCUUUGGCCUCCUCUUCCUCCGCCACAGUCCUCUGGCUCAGAUCACCUGACUUCCCAUCAAUAGAAAGACACUCAACCUCUGCUGAGCCAUAAAGGGCAAACUCUGAGGGAAAAUUCAACCAAUCAUAAUAAAGUGUUUUAAGAACUUUUGUGUGAAAGAAAGAGAGAGAUUGUUGUGAAAAAAAAAACACACAAAAAAAGUUGGGUACUGAUAUGACACUGACAAUGAAAAGGAAAGGCCGGUGGCUUCUAUGCUCAGGUGUCAAUAGCCUGACUUAUGACCUCUGUGUAUUUGUGUCGGGCAGUGGAGAUGAGCUGGGCCGAACAUGUUGACGGCAUCCACAAAAUGUAUCAUGCCGAAAGUAAACAAUGCGCCACACCUCUGUUGUUGUUGUUUUUUUAUGAACAAUCACAAACCGAAGGAUUGGAAGUGUGUUUAAACCGACUCAACUACUCAAAUACAUUUUUGGUUUCCCUUUUUCCCUUAAGAAGAGCGUGCAUGGGAGCAUUGCAGGUUGCAAUUGUGUUGUAGCCUGCUGCUUUGCCUUUUGUUUUUGUUCGUUUUUUUUCCAUACCGGGGUCUGUGGUUUAUUUUAUGUGUUUAAUUUUAUGUUUUGGAAAACCCUGAGCAGAGCUUUGUCUGCUUUAGAAGUUCGAUCUAUGAUAAACUAACAUACACAGAUUCAGAAACACUUUAACCUGAAUGCUGUAUAGCAGUACAGAUGGCACCUUUGCUCUUUUAAGUUGGUCUUAUUAGCUCAUAUUACGCCAUAUUGGUUUAUGUGACUUGUGAUUCUGACACAGAUAUCGUCAUCUCACCAUACAAGUUGUCUCGAUGCUGCUUCAUGAGUGUUUUGUACUACUAAAAUGGAAUUGAAAAUGAAUGAAUCUAAAUGGGCCUAAAAUGAGAGUAUUCCCAGUUAUUUGAAGACUUUUUAACCAGAGUCAUCGUCAUGGAUUCUACCUUUCCAUGUCUUAUACGAUGUUUGGAUAUUCAGAUAUGCUGACCUAGACAAAUGAACCUCAAACGGACGCACUUCUCAUUUUUGCACUGAUUAGAUGGGGUAUAAUUUCUGCGUUAGUGGACCAGUAGGGGACAGAAUUCAGAUCUCACCAGCUCAGAUGCUCCAAUGGACUCAUGCAAAUAAUUGCUUUAAAGUCAUGAAACAGACUGAUUUAUAUGCAAGAUGACAUCGUUUUGAGGUGUUUUAAAUGUAACGGAGGAAGUUUCUGGAGGUUAGCAUUUUUAUGGGUUUGUGUUUAACAGUAGUGUGCUGUGGCAGGUUGUACCAUCACUCAUGUUGAAAGUGUUUCUAUGUCAUUGCCAAUAGACCCCCAUUUUGCUUUGCUGCUGGCAAAUGAGUUGUUUUUGGAAGAAAUCCUUUUUGUCUUUUUAAGUUUGGAGUGGGAAACAAGUUUUUUGAUUUGCUAAAUGUACAUAUGGAAGUUUGAUUUGUCGUUUUUGAUUGUCAUUGGAAAAGUUCCCCAUAGAGAUGCUGCUCUCAGUUGUUGGGAAGAUUGAUGGGUUGUGUUAUAAAUUUGUGCUUAAAUAGACUGAUUUUGCUGAUUGA